Messenger RNA from Cladophialophora carrionii CBS 160.54, 1008 nucleotides. RefSeq lists its product as uncharacterized. Bases 1 to 1008 code for a protein of 335 amino acids. The transcript is spliced from 2 exons. NCBI's taxonomy places the organism in Eukaryota, Fungi, Ascomycota, Eurotiomycetes, Chaetothyriales, Herpotrichiellaceae. The record is from RefSeq and is a predicted model, not a curated record. Gene Ontology annotation, molecular function: acetyltransferase activity.
AUGGGUGAAGACACACAACCCUCCCCGCGUGCUCCCUCUUCCUCCUUCCGCCCAACCUACACUCGCGAACAACUCGCCACCUAUGUCUCGAAGCACAUCGCCCCGUCGCCAUCCUAUACGCUCGAAACCCUCGAGGCUGAGAUCCAAGCCGAUCCACUUGCAGCCCUUGGAACUCUCCAGCUCCGCCAAAUGGCAUUCAAUUCUUGGGGCAACCUUGCGCUACAUUACUCCUGGCACCGUACCAUAACCUUGGACUCUGAUGCGCUGUAUCACAAGAUUGUAGAGAGAGGGCUAGGAGGGUAUUGUAUGGAGAACAACGCGUUCUUCUCAACCGUCUUGAGAAGUCUGGGGUAUCAGCUUUAUGUCACUGGGGCGAGAGUUAGCCACUCCCUGGACGGAGAUAAGGACGACCCAGGGUUCGCGGGGUGGCAGCACGAAGUCAUCAUCGUGACCAUCAACGGUCAGAAGUACUUGGUCGACGUCGGUUUCGGCUCUACCUCGCCUCUCCAUCCCAUUCCGCUAGACCACACGUCAAACAAGGUCUACAACUCCGUCCCUGGUGCCGAAAUCCGUCUGCUAUACCGCCCGAUAGCGUCUAACACGGAUCAAUCACAACGACUCUGGGUUCUCGAAUCCCGUAACAAAUCGCACCCUCAGUGGCAAGGCUGUUACUGCUUCGACACCCUUGAAUGGCUCCCCGCCGACUUUGAGAUAAUAAACUAUCGCACCUCACAAGACCCUGCUUCCUGGUUCACCCACCGUCUCGUCUUGGUGAGGAUCCUCGUUGACGAGGAAACGAGAACGAAAGCCACGGGGACGGUGAUCCUGGGUGGCGAGAAGAUCGAGCGGAGGCUAGGAGAGGCGCCGAAGGAGGUCGUAAUGGAGGCGAAGAGUGAAAGCGAGAGGGUGGAGGGGCUGAAGACUUGGUUCGGCGUAGUCUUGAAUCCGGACGAGGUGAGAGGCAUCAGGGGCACAGCGACAGAGAUUAGAAAGCCGCCUACUGUAUGA